Molecule: messenger RNA, 1187 nt
Organism: Carcharodon carcharias (great white shark)
Lineage: Eukaryota; Metazoa; Chordata; Chondrichthyes; Lamniformes; Lamnidae
Product: polysialoglycoprotein-like
Exons: 3
Coding region: 35-1000 (321 amino acids)
Source: RefSeq, a predicted model, not a curated record
ACAAUACCAGAAAGUGAAGAUAGUGCUGACAGCAAUGUUCAUGGCGAUCUGGGCUGCAGCUUCGCUGAUCACCUUCCAUCUUUGCCGGGAGGAAUCCAGUUGGGUAUUGGGUUGGCGCUGGGAGCGGAUGGACAGCAGACAAGGCCCCAAGGAGACAAAACCAAGAAUGGAUAAAGGAGAAGAAGGAAUUUACUCCGAUUUGCUCAUUCCUGGGAUUCAUCCUGACCCCAAACAUCUAGGCCAGGACCAAGGCCAGUGGGCGCAGGCUGGGCCAAAGGGGCCCUCUGGACCGACAGCGGAGGUCAGGGCUGGGCCUAGCUCAGGCUCCGUCAGGCAGCAGGCCGGGGCCGGGCCUAGCUCAGGCUCCGUCAGGCAGCAGGCCGGGGCCGGGCCUAGCUCAGGCUCCGUCAGGCAGCAGGCCGGGGCCGGGCCUAGCUCAGGCUCCGUCAGGCAGCAGGCCGGGGCUGGGCCUAGCUCAGGCUCCGUCAGGCAGCAGGCCGGGGCCGGGCCUAGCUCAGGCUCCGUCAGGCAGCAGGCCGGGGCCGGGCCUAGCUCAGGCUCCGUCAGGCAGCAGGCCGGGGCCGGGCCUAGCUCAGGCUCCGUCAGGCAGCAGGCCGGGGCUGGGCCUAGCUCAGGCUCCGUCAGGCAGCAGGCCGGGGCCGGGCCUAGCUCAGGCUCCGUCAGGCAGCAGGCCGGGGCUGGGCCUAGCUCAGGCUCCGUCAGGCAGCAGGCCGGGGCUGGGCCUAGCUCAGGCUCCGUCAGGCAGCAGGCCGGGGCUGGGCCUAGCUCAGGCUCCGUCAGGCAGCAGGCCGGGGCUGGGCCCAGCUCCCCCCAGACGGAGCCAGCUCAGGAUUCAACAUACACCAGCCUGAAAGCACGAGCGGACGACGCUGACUAUCAGCACUGCGGCAGUCAGAGACCUGAGGACCAAAGUGUGGUGACAUUCUCAGCCCAAGAUGAUGAAGUGAACAUUCAGACACGAGAGAGAGUUGGGGACUGAGAUAAAGAUUCUACACGCCCGGGGACUUAACAUAUAAAUAUAUUCCUAACACGCAAAACCAUUCAUUAGAUACGUAACUCCCUCCCGGGUAUCUGUUAUUCUAUAUAUAACCCACCCCGAACCCCUCGAUUAGAUUCCAGUCUGUAACUCACUCCCGGGUAUCUGUUAUUCUAUAUAUAAACCACCA